Molecule: messenger RNA, 1589 nt
Organism: Drosophila ficusphila
Lineage: Eukaryota; Metazoa; Arthropoda; Insecta; Diptera; Drosophilidae
Gene: Rab14
Product: ras-related protein Rab-14
Exons: 5
Coding region: 338-985 (215 amino acids)
Biological process (GO): endocytic recycling; phagosome maturation; Golgi to endosome transport
Cellular component (GO): Golgi apparatus; trans-Golgi network; recycling endosome
Molecular function (GO): GTPase activity; GTP binding
Source: RefSeq, a predicted model, not a curated record
AUUUGUCCGCGGUCACACUGUACCAAAGCAAAACAAGAGAACGCAAAAGCAGAAAAAAUCUCUACUGAUUUGCAUCCGAUUGCCAAUUUAAAGUAAUUGCAUUAUUAGCUCUUCGGUGGUGCCCCGCUCCCCUCGCGAAGCCAGUGUGAUUGCACGGGACUGAGCUGCAUUUUUGUCGCUAAAUUGCCAGAAAUUUGCAAUUGAAUUCCGCCCAGCAAAACAACAAUAAGCACGCACACAUACACACACACACACACCGCCCCCCGCGCUUCGUAACCACCCUACAUUCCUUUCGCUCCCUAAAGGUGAACUAAAACGAACUAAAAACGGUCCCAACAUGACUGCAGCGCCAUACAAUUACAACUACAUCUUUAAGUACAUCAUCAUUGGUGACAUGGGCGUGGGCAAGUCCUGCCUGCUCCACCAGUUCACUGAAAAGAAAUUCAUGGCAAAUUGUCCGCAUACGAUUGGCGUGGAGUUCGGCACACGCAUCAUCGAGGUGGACGACAAAAAGAUCAAGCUUCAGAUCUGGGACACAGCGGGCCAGGAGCGAUUCCGGGCUGUCACACGUUCAUACUAUCGAGGAGCAGCCGGAGCUCUGAUGGUUUAUGAUAUUACCAGACGCUCGACGUACAAUCAUCUGAGCAGCUGGCUCACCGACACUCGCAAUCUCACAAACCCCAGCACUGUGAUCUUUCUCAUUGGCAAUAAAUCUGAUCUGGAGAGUACUCGCGAGGUGACCUACGAGGAGGCCAAGGAGUUUGCCGAUGAGAACGGCCUCAUGUUUCUCGAAGCGAGUGCCAUGACUGGCCAGAAUGUGGAGGAGGCCUUUCUCGAAACCGCUCGCAAGAUCUACCAGAACAUCCAGGAGGGACGUCUCGACCUGAACGCCUCCGAAUCCGGAGUUCAGCACCGACCGUCGCAGCCUUCGCGAACUUCGCUGAGCAGCGAGGCCGCGGGCGCCAAGGAUCAGUGCUCGUGCUAAAUGGAUACAACCUAACAUUACACAUCUUUAGAUAUACAAAUCAAUUUUUAUUUUUAGCCGACUCGUAAUCUACCGAAGCCCAAGCAGAAACCAAUGUAUGUAGUUAAAUGAUUCGAUUAAGCAUUAAUGUGUGAGCCAACAACAGCGACAGCAACCACAAAAAAAACAAAACAAAAUAUAAAAGCCCUCCCCGAUUAUAAGACGCAACCAAUUCAACGUUUGUAAUAUCGAUUAAGCAUAAUAACUAGAAAAUUAAACACGUUUGUUGGUUAGCGCGAAUAUUUCUCACGCAUCGUUAGGUGAACCAAAGUUUUGACUAUGAAAUUUCGAAAAGUUUAUCGCUCUUUACUAAACACCAACACUCGUUUUGGCCCUAAAAUAUAGCAAAAUGCUUGAGGGAUAGACCAUAAUUUCUGUUAGCUGUAUCUCUGUAUAUAUAUGAAUUUUGUAUCUCCUUUUAUCAAACAUUUUUUGUUGAGUAUUUGUUGUAGUCGCGUGCAAAGACGGGAGAAAACGAUCAAUGUUAUAUGAAUAUUAACGAUGUAUUAAUGGCAUAAUGCAAUAGGAAAUAAAUAAAACGGUAUUUAUAAAGCCCCUACCAAAA